CGGCAGGGGGAGGCGCGCGCGCCAGGCCGCCCGCUCCUUCCUUCCUCCCUGCCUUCUCUCGCUCGCUGCUUCUGGCGGUCGGUUGGUCAGUCAGUCAGUCAGGCGGGCAGCCCGCGAGGCGGCGGCGCCUCCUGCCAUUGUUCCUCGGGCGGCGGCGGGAGCGGGAGCGGCGCGAGCAUCCCGAGCCUGCACCGCGAGGUGAGCUGAGCUCCAUCAUGACCACAGAGAAAGGCCUAGUGGCUGAGGCCGAGAAUCCGCAACACCAACAGCAGAAGGAAGAAGGUGAAGGAGCCAUUAGAGCAGGAACACAAGAGGCUCAGCUGGAGGAGUCAUCGCAGAAGGCAACUGAGGGGAUUAAUCAUUCUGAACAGAAGCAGAAGGCUUCCAAUGGUGACACUCCCCCCCACGAGGACUUGAGUAAGAACAAAGAGCGGCCAUCAGAAAGCCGAGGCCUGUCCCGACUGUUCUCCUCUUUUCUCAAGAGGCCUAAAUCUCAAGUCUCUGAAGAUGAAGGCAAAGAAAUAGAAUUAGCUAAGGAUAAGAGAGAGAGGAGUCAGAAAGAAACAGAGUUUGGAGCUGGUCUUGAUGAAGAAAUCCUUUUAAAGGCCCCCAUUGCUGCCCCUGAACCUGAACUUAAAACAGACCCAUCUUUGGAUCUUCAUUCUUUGAGCAGUGCAGAAACACAGCCUGCCCAGGAAGAACAUGGAGAAGAUCUAGAGUUUGAAACUAAGGAAGGAGAAGAACUUGAGGAAGACUCCAACAUAGAAGUGAAAAAAGAAAGUGUGGAACCAAAAACUGAGAAGGAGCUCGGGCCUUCCCAGAAAGCUCUCAGAAGACACCGAAACAUGUACUGCAAGGUGUCCUUGCUGGAUGACACAGUUUAUGAGUGUGUUGUGGAGAAACACGCUAAAGGACAAGACCUGAUAAAGAAAGUAUGUGAACAUCUCAAUCUUUUGGAAGAAGACUACUUCGGUCUAGCUAUAUGGGAUAAUGCAACUUCCAAGACUUGGUUGGAUUCUGCCAAAGAAAUAAAAAAGCAAGUUCAUGGGGCUCCUUGGAAUUUUACAUUCAACGUGAAGUUUUAUCCACCUGACCCAGCACAGUUAUCAGAAGAUAUAACAAGGUAUUACUUAUGUCUUCAGCUUCGGCAGGACAUUGUUACAGGACGGCUACCCUGCUCUUUUGCCACUUUAGCUCUGCUGAGUUCUUACACUGUCCAGUCUGAAUUGGGAGACUAUGACCCAGAACUUCAUGGUGCUGAUUAUGUUAGUGAGUUCAAACUGGCCCCAAAUCAGACCAAAGAGCUUGAAGAGAAAGUAAUGGAACUUCAUAAGUCAUAUAGGUCUAUGACUCCAGCCCAGGCUGACCUGGAAUUUCUUGAGAAUGCCAAAAAGCUGUCCAUGUAUGGAGUUGAUCUUCAUAAAGCAAAGGAUUUGGAGGGAGUGGACAUCAUACUGGGAGUGUGUUCCAGUGGCCUUCUUGUUUACAAAGACAAGCUGAGAAUUAAUCGUUUUCCUUGGCCAAAAGUGCUGAAGAUUUCCUAUAAGCGUAGCAGCUUUUUUAUAAAGAUUCGACCUGGAGAGCAUGAGCAAUAUGAAAGUACCAUCGGAUUCAAACUUCCAAGUUAUCGGGCAGCUAAGAAAUUGUGGAAAGUAUGCGUAGAACAUCAUACAUUUUUCAGACUAACAUCCACCGAAACCAUUCCCAAGAGCAGGUUCCUAGCCCUGGGAUCCAAAUUUCGUUACAGUGGCCGUACCCAAGCCCAGACCCGACAAGCCAGUGCUCUUAUUGACAGGCCUGCUCCACACUUUGAGCGCACAGCAAGCAAACGGGCCUCUCGGAGCCUUGAUGGAGCCGGAGCAGUAGAGACACCAGACCGAAGUCCUCGGCCUACCUCAGCACCAGCCAUUGCUCAGAGCCAUGGUCCAGAAGUCAGCUUCCCUAGUACUUCAAAUGGCAAGAAGCCCAUAACCUCUAAAGUGCAGAAGGAAACUGUGAAGGUAGAGAUAAAAAAGGAAGAAGUGGCACCUGAACAAGUGGAACCAGAACCCACUGAAGUAUGGAAGGUGGAAAAAACCCACAUCGAGGUCACACCACCCAACAUAAAUGGUGACCAAAUCCAGCAACCUGCAGAAAAAACCGAAGAUCUGAUAAGAAUGAGGAAGAAAAAAACAAAGAGACUAGAUGGUGAAAACAUUUAUAUCAGACAUAGCAAUUUAAUGUUGGAGGAUUUAGGCAAGACCCAGGAGGAGAUCCGGAAGCAUCAUGCCAGCAUUAGUGAGCUCAAGAAGAGCUUCAUGGAAUCUGUCCCAGAGCCUCGGCCCAGUGAGUGGGACAAGCGCCUGUCCACUCACUCCCCUUUCCGGACACUGAACCUCAAUGGGCAGAUUCCCUCAGGAGAAGGAACUAUGAAUGACAUUCCCAAAGAGGAAGUGGAUGCAGUAACAGAGAGACCAAACCUUGACUCUGAAUGGGAGGGCCUUGAACAUUCAGUAGCUCAUAGUGGGACCCAAAUGACAAUCCCAUUGGAGUCUCCACAAAGCCAUGACUUUGGUCCUGUCUCCGUAAAUGGCAAAGAAGUAGAAGACAAGGCACAUAGGGCAACUGGUAUCCUUGGUACCAAGGAGAUGCUAAGUUGUCUCAGUGGGGUAUGUACAGGUGUAGAAGAGCAAGCUGGGGCCUUAAUACUCUUGAAGUGCAUGCUCUCAGAAACACCUGCUUCCUGUCAGCUGUACACUGGUGAAAAAGAGGCAGAGGGUAGUGAAGACCAUGUUACACCAAAUGAGCUACCUGGAAAGCAAAAUGGACCAUAUCCUGACUUUCGCGUGGGUUCAGGGUUCCCCACCCUCAUUCGAAGUUUCCAGCCUCCCCUGGUAAAGACUCAAACAGUUACCAUCUCGGAUGUUGCUAACGCUGGGAAAAGUGAAAUCCCAACCAAAGAUGUUCCCAUUGUUCACACUGAGACAAAGACCAUCACUUAUGAGGCUGCUCAGACCGAUGAAGGCAAUGGUGACUUAGACCCUGGUGUCCUGCUGACGGCUCAGACCAUUACUUCAGAGACCACAAGUAGCACCACCACGACUCAGAUUACUAAGACAGUAAAAGGUGGAAUCUCAGAGACUCGGAUUGAAAAAAGAAUUGUGAUCACAGGAGAUGGCGACAUUGAUCAUGAUCAGGUAGGAGAGGUCCUUGUUCAGGCAAUCAAAGAAGCCAAGGAGCAGCAUCCCGACAUGUCAGUGACCAAGGUUGUUGUCCAUCAGGAGACCGAGAUUGCUGAGGAGUAACUCAGGAAUCUCACCCCACUCCUUUUUCAGUCUUGGAGAAAACUAACAGGACUAUAAGGAAAUUUACUUCAGCGUUCAGGCUUUGGACUUUCAAGAUUUUUCUAAAAUCACUGAAAAUUCAUCUUCCUUUGCAUUUGGAGUUAAUGAUGUGGGAUUCUUCUAGAUGCCACUGAGCCUUUGCCAUAGCUUUUUCUAGAUUGUGAUGUCAGAAACUGCCCAGCUUUUUACUCUAUGGACUGUUUUUUAGCUAAUCGGUGGUGAUUUUUUUCAGGGUGGCUUGCACUCCUCACUUUUUCAUACCUGUUUCGGACCUAGGCAUUGACCAUUCCAUGGGCUUUGCUGCCUCACAAGAACCUCAUCCACUGUGCUGGAGGAGAAAGCCAGGUUAUCGGUCUCUGUUCUUUAUUGUACCAUCUUCGUGACAGACGUGGCUACAAAAACCAACUCUUCUCUCUCUGGAGCCAAUGAGUUCACUUCAUCCGUAUGAUUGAAGCCCAGGGUAGUGGAGGCAUCUCCCUAGUGCCUGAUUAGAAGGGUGUUCCUCUGUGAAUCAUGGGCAGGGAGCCAAAUGCACACCAUAAUGGGCAGAGACCUCGGCUGCGAAUGUAGUGUUUUUCUUUCUAACACUUUUUUUUUUUUUUUUCCCAAAAAGCUAUUUCAGUAGCUAUUUAGAGCAAAGAAACUGGAACUUCAAAUAUAUGAUACUGUGAAUUCUCAAGCACAUUCAUGGAACUGUCACCCACCUCCUUAACCUUUUGGCCCCUUCAGAAACAGCCUCCCCUCCCCAACACAGUAGAUCAAACUCCCUGAACAGUAGUCUCAAAACAACAGCUGCUGACCACCCAAGUGGACUGUGCAGCAUUCACCCAGCAAGCACGAUCAGCGAAUGCAUCAGAAAAUCUUGUCUUACCCAAUGGCUUCAGGAGGGAUUAUGGGGAGGCUUAAUGAGGUGUGAGAGGCAGUCUGUUUCUGACCACGCGCUGCUCAUGUGUUGGACAGUGUUGGGAUCGGCCUUGAACUGUCAGAUUCUGCCAAGAAGCCUGAGGUAGCUUCACUGAUCUGGAAGUGUCAGAACACCCGGAUCUGGCCGCUUCUCUCUCCACAAGGGCCUGCCAAAAGGAAUUGCUCUCUAAACCAAGGCCCUCUUGGGCCUGGGACCUUUGUCUCCUUUCCCAGGAUUGUAGCAUGACCUGGGAAUCUGAGCAUGUCUUCCUUCAUAAGGCUUGACUUUUCUUCUUGUUUGAGGCUUGCUGGAUUUGGUUUUGAAGUGUGAGAACUAAUGAUCUCAGGAUUCAUGAUUGCAGUGUUUCCCUAUGCCUGUCUCCAAGGCACCUGCCUAACCUAUCCCAGGGCUGGGGCCUAGACUUGAGCAUUUUCUCUCAUGGUGACUGGUCCUCCCAUUGGCCUGCUUCUUUAGUCCAAAACAUCCUACUGGGCCCUAAUCUGGAACUAGAAAGGAGCAGGGGCUUCCUAGGAUGAAGCCAAGGUGAGCUGCAGGGGGAGGUAAGAAAGGCAGGCAGCAGCUUGUCCAAGCUCCAGAGGGGCAGCUCACUCAGGCCAGCCGCCUCUCUCAGGCUGCCAUUCCGUGGCCUCGCUGCUCUAGAACUUAUAGACCAAGAGGGAUGCCAGUGCAGGCCAUCAGCACCCACUUACUUUGGAGUUGAUCCCAGCAAGGGAAAAAAGUGAGCCUUGGUGAGCUAGGGAGAAGGCAGACCCCCACAUGGUGCUUUAGUCACAAAGGCCAAUUCAGGAUGGAACCAAUGAAGACAGAGCCCCCCAGUCAAGAGAGUGAUGGGAGCAAGGUAUAUAAUACAGCAAAGCCCACAGUCCCCAAGAGGAAGCUGCCCACUCACUCCCAGGAAGAGUGGGGGGAGACUCAGACAGGCAAGCGCAUGUCCUCUGUCAUCUAGGGAAUUGGGCCAGAGCGAGUGGAAGGCUCCCUGUGAGCCCAUCACCAUUAGUAGGGGGAAACAUCCCUGAGCCUCUCUUUCUGUGGAGGUCAGGCCCACGGUGUCAUCUUCACACAGACAGAAUAGGAGCCAAGAGCUGAGAACAUGAGCAAAUGUCCCAUGGGGCCCAGGAAGUUUGGUGUGAGGCUACUCUUUGGGGCAAGGAGGAGGACUGAGGUUCCCUGGCAAGGUGUGAUGUGAUUUUUGGAGCAUGAGUGAUAACGACUUUGAAAGCACCAACAUGAGCUGGACCUCAUCCCACCAUACAUCCUUAGAGCAGGGUCCUCUCAAUGACUGAAGCAAACUAAUCACCAGAGAAAUUAAAGAGCUUGGCCCUUGUUACCCAGCUAGUUAGUAGCGGACCCGUGGCUCACUAGGGGCUCACUCAUAAUACUUGUGCAGCCUUAGUCAAACAUUGAUCUCCCCUGUGGGUCUCUUUGCUUUUUCAAGCAUAGUGGGGAUCUUUGGCCUGCAGUGUUCCCUGUCCCAUAGUUCCUCUCUUCUCUCCUUCCCUUGACAGGAACUUGGUAUUACAUGCAGAGACUAUUUGGAUUUUUCUCUGCCUGUUGUAUUUUAAAUCUGAAAAGAAACAGAGGCAAAGGAGAUGGUCUCUUUUCCCUCCCCUCUUCUAUGUCUCCCCCACCCCCAGGGAAAAUAUGGAAAAAGAUGGCAGCCCUCCCAGAUUUGGGAGCGUAGCAGGAACUGACCAAAGCAACUCAAGACACACGCAGACAACUUUCUCUACAGUUUUAUUCUCUUCCACCCCAAGAUGAGACUGCAGGGAAUGGCUCUUUCACAGCUCCAGCUAUCAUCCCUAGAUGCAGGCUAUCCAGAGCUUCUGUUUACAGCAUUAUCAGGCCCACUCAGUAUCCAGUUGGGGGAGCAGGAAAGGAGAGACUUGGGGAAUCCGAGCCCCCACUCCAGCACUAACUGGUUUCCUCUGUCCAGAUCCUGUUCCACCCAUUUGGUCCCCAGUCUAGGUUUCCUUUCUACAAAUCCGUUUCAAAUGUAUUAUUUUAGUUGCAAAGGAAAAAAAAAAUGAAGGUUUGUAAAUUAAAAAACAAAAACAAAAAAACCCCUCACAAUUAUGUAUUGUAUUGAAUAGCUGUUUCCAUUUCUUGAUGAACUAGGAACUAUGGCAGCAGAAUCAAACUGGAAAAUCCUUAGAUUAAAUUAAGUGAUGAUCAGAUCUGCUAUUUGGGACUUUGGUAGUGAGAGGAAGGAUAGGUUGUGAUAGUAUUUAGAUAUACUGGGUCGGUCUUGCUGCUUGUAUGACUUUUUCAAUAAAUUUCAAACAAAGA
This is a messenger RNA of Sarcophilus harrisii (Tasmanian devil), 6534 nucleotides long. RefSeq names its product erythrocyte membrane protein band 4.1 (gene EPB41). Gene Ontology annotation, molecular function: actin binding; structural molecule activity. Gene Ontology annotation, cellular component: cytoskeleton; plasma membrane. The coding region runs from base 216 to 3284 and encodes 1022 amino acids. The record is from RefSeq and is a predicted model, not a curated record. The transcript has 22 exons. Gene Ontology annotation, biological process: cortical actin cytoskeleton organization. Lineage: Eukaryota; Metazoa; Chordata; Mammalia; Dasyuromorphia; Dasyuridae.